This is a messenger RNA of Mercurialis annua (annual mercury), 1846 nucleotides long. Its product is annotated as inosine-5'-monophosphate dehydrogenase 2-like. The transcript has 6 exons. NCBI's taxonomy places the organism in Eukaryota, Viridiplantae, Streptophyta, Magnoliopsida, Malpighiales, Euphorbiaceae. The record is from RefSeq and is a predicted model, not a curated record. Gene Ontology annotation, molecular function: IMP dehydrogenase activity. Gene Ontology annotation, cellular component: cytoplasm. The coding region runs from base 179 to 1690 and encodes 503 amino acids. Gene Ontology annotation, biological process: GTP biosynthetic process.
AUAGCCCUGGCUAAUACACUAGUAUUGCACAUAAACAAAGCAGCGGCUAGUUGAACUGAGUAGCGGUGGUGUAGCACCGGUCCCUUAUACUUCUCCGGCGAGGAGGUUCGGCCGACCCUAGGAGUUCUGACUGCAGUAUCAUCACUUAAAAGAUAAAUAUAAGCGGCGCCACCAUUAAAUGGGCUUAGAAAUGGAAGAAGACGGAUAUUCAGCAUCGAAGCUGUUUAACCGAGGUUAUUCCUACACUUACGAUGACCUUAUCUUCCUUCCGGGCUUUAUCGACUUCUCGACCGAAGCAGUUUCCCUUUGUACUAAGCUUUCGAAGAAUGUUCCUCUUCAUAUUCCUUGUGUUUCUUCUCCUAUGGACACUGUUACCGAGUCUUACAUGGCUUCCGCUAUGGCCGCUCUCGGUGGUAUUGGGAUUAUUCACUCUAAUCUUUCUCCUUCUCUCCAAGCUCAGUUGGUUACUUCCGCUAAGUCACGGCGUGUUCCUCUUUUAUCAAGUCCUGUUUUCAGCUCUCCUGAUUCCAGGAUCACCCAUCACUUUGAAGAUCCCACUCGACCCUGUGUUUUAGUUACUCAGUCAGGUACUGCUGACUCCAAGCUCAUAGGCUAUGUACUCAAGUCUGAUUGGAUGGGUUUAACUGAUAAAGAAACUAAAUUGAUGGAUUUUAUGCAUACCACCGAUGACCCUAAUGUUUGUGUUCCUUGGAGUUAUGAGCUCCACGACAUUGAUGCCUUUCUCAAACAAGAAAGCCGAGAUUUUGCCAUUCUUCAGAAGGAAGGAGGAGAGGCAGUGGAUGUCAUUUCCAAGGAAGAAGUCGAGAGGGUCAAAGGAUAUCCCAAGUUGACCAAGGGAUCCGUGGGUUCUGAUGGCAAGUGGAUGGUCGGGGCCUCUAUUGGGACCAGGGAAUCUGAUAAGGAGAGAUUGGAGCAUUUGGUUAAAGCCGGGGUAAACGCCGUGAUAUUGGAUAGUUCACAAGGCAACUCCAUUUAUCAAAUUGAAAUGAUUAAGUAUAUUAAGUCAACAUAUUCUGAGUUGGAUGUAAUUGGUGGUAAUGUGGUGACUGUAAAUCAAGCACAAAAUCUGAUCAAGUCAGGCGUAGAUGGAUUGAGAGUUGGAAUGGGGUCUGGCUCUAUUUGCACCACCCAGGAGGUUUGUGCAGUUGGUAGAGGACAGGCUACUGCAGUGUACAAGGUUUCAUCUGUAGCGGCACAGAGUGGUGUUCCUGUCAUUGCCGAUGGCGGCAUUUCAAAUUCAGGUCAUAUUGUCAAGGCUUUGUCACUGGGUGCAUCUACUGUAAUGAUGGGAGGGUUUUUAGCAGGAAGCACUGAAGCCCCCGGGGCCUAUGUGUGUCAGAAUGGUCGUCGGAUAAAAACAUAUCGGGGCAUGGGGUCUCUAGAAGCAAUGACAAAAGGAAGUGAUCAAAGAUACUUGGGAGAUACAUCUAAGCUAAAGAUUGCACAGGGAGUUGUGGGAGCAGUUGCUGAUAAGGGGUCAGUGUUGAGGCUUGUACCGUACACCAUGCAAGCUGUGAAGCAAGGGUUCCAGGAUAUUGGUGCUUCUUCUUUGCAGUCCGCUCAUGAUUUAUUAAGAUCAAACACUCUGAGGCUUGAGGUACGAACAGGUGCUGCACAAGUUGAAGGUGGAAUACAUGGCUUGGUUUCUUAUGAGAAGAAAGCUUUUUAAAUGCUAAACACUGCUAAAACUCAGCUUCUUUUCUUCUUCUUGUUGAACAUCACAGUAUUCAUCUCCUUUUAUCUUCACCAAUUUUGACAUUUCACAACCACUCUAUCCUUGGAUACCAAUUUUUCCAUUUUUACUUCUAUUGUUGUUUUCAGCAAA